Molecule: messenger RNA, 1643 nt
Organism: Trachymyrmex cornetzi
Lineage: Eukaryota; Metazoa; Arthropoda; Insecta; Hymenoptera; Formicidae
Product: serine/threonine-protein kinase Chk2
Exons: 7
Coding region: 233-1642 (469 amino acids)
Biological process (GO): protein phosphorylation
Molecular function (GO): protein binding; protein kinase activity; ATP binding
Source: RefSeq, a predicted model, not a curated record
GAUUGCAUGGUAUUGUUGAUAACUGUUAAUUCAUUGGAAAUUAGUUACUCGUGAUUAAGUUUCGUUCGAAGAACGAUCAUUAUCGCGAUCUCCGAUGGUCAAUCUUACAUAGAUUUGCCACAGAUCGGCAGGUUUACAGCAAUGGAUUAGUAGUUAACAGUCGUCAGUCUUACGUCCUCGUUGUUUGAAAGGCUCUUAAUUCUUUGGAUGAUUACCUCACGACGAAGUGAAAAUGACGUCACAAGAACAAAUUCCUUGUAGUCUGCCCGAUACACAGAACGCGGAUGCUAUAUUGACACAAUCGCAGGAGACAUCAAGCCAGCAGCAAACGAUGACCAUUUGGGGAAGAUUGUGUCCUAGGAGGCCAUACUUACGAAGUCUGGAAAUGAGGGCUACCGGUUAUACCUUAGGACGCUCUCCAAGCUGCGACAUUUGUUUAACUUCAAAUGAGUUGCAAAUUAGACAGCUAAGUGUUAUUAGUAAGACACACUUUCGCAUAUACAGGGAGCGUGUUGGUAACACAAACGAGAUCGUAGUGUACCUGGAAGAUUUAAGCCACAAUGGAACUUAUGUUAACCAGGAAUUGGUUGGUCAUGGAAGACGUGUCAUUAUUGGAAAUAAUUCCGAGAUAGCUUUAGCCAAGAGUUCCUUCUCAUUUUAUAUAUUCGUGAGUGCAAAUGCACAUGAAACUGCUUAUGAGUUACCAUUGGGGCUGAAGCAGAGGUAUGUAAUUGGCCGUAGACUAGGAACUGGUGCUUGUGGCGAAGUAAGGCUGCUAUUUAAGAAGGAUGGUUCCGAAACAUUUGCUAUCAAGAUUAUACAGAAAAAUUAUUUUAGUGCCGGAACUGGGAACAUUCUCAAUAAUCCGGCGAAUGUUCGGAACGAAGUUGAAAUAUUAAGAAAGCUGAAGCAUCCUUGUAUAAUUCCUUUGAAGGAUAUUUUUGAUACGAAUGAAGUUAUGUACAUUAUUCUUGAAUUAAUGGAGGGUGGUGAGCUUUUUGAUAGAAUAAGAAGCAAAGGGAAACUGUCUGAACCAUGUGCAAAACUGAUAUUUUAUCAAGUUGUACACGCUAUUUAUUAUCUUCACAGAAAGGGAAUUACACACAGAGAUCUGAAGCCAGAGAAUAUACUGCUAAAGGACAAUUCAGAAAAUCCUUUGGUCAAAGUAUCAGAUUUUGGCAUGUCAAAAUUCGUAGAUGCCCAAACAAUGAUGAGAACAUUCUGUGGGACUCCUAUGUAUGUUGCUCCCGAAAUUUUGGCAACCAAUGGACGCAGCUCUUAUACAAGUCAAGUCGAUGUAUGGAGUUUAGGAGUGAUAUUGUAUGUCAGUUUAAGUGGCAGAGUUCCUUUCUCAAAUAAUAAUGCUACUUUAGCAGAUCAAAUUAAAGGUGGAAUGUAUGAAUUUGGAUCAUAUUUUGCACUAGUAUCACAGGAUGCUAUAAAUCUGAUUAAAUGUAUGAUGACGGUGAAUCCGAAGAAACGUAUAACAGUACCACAGAUCUUUUCACAUCCAUGGUUACGUGACAUAAAUAUGCAAAGAGAAGCCAACCAGUUGAUGUUCGGUGUUAUCCAUACGGAAGAUAAUGACGAGAAUUUACCACCUUCGAAUAUCCAUUCGAAUAAACGCCCUCGGCUUAUUUAAA